UCAGUCGCCUGACAGGGGCGCCAAGAAAGUGCAUCAUUGUUGCAACGCAGCGCAGCGCCUUCACCCUGUGUGAAUGAAAUCGGAGCUGGCGAUGCCUGGAUUUGAUUUUCCAGCUAUUUUUAUUGUUUAAUCUGUGAAUGGCGCCUAAACAGGACCCUAAACCUAAAUUUCAAGAAGGUGAACGAGUGCUGUGCUUUCAUGGGCCAUUGCUAUACGAAGCUAAGUGUGUAAAAAUCAAUAUCAAGGACAAACAAGUGAAAUACUUUAUUCAUUACAGCGGAUGGAAUAAAAAUUGGGACGAAUGGGUUCCUGAAAGCCGUGUGCUCAAAUAUGUGGACAGUAACCUGCAGAAACAGAAAGAGCUUCAGAAGGCAAACCAAGACCAUUAUGUUGAGGGAAGGAUGAGGGGUGUCGCACCAAGCAAGAAGAUCGCUGCUGUGCAGCAAAAAAAUGUAGAUGUAAAAACCAAAAAGAACAAGCAAAAAACACCAGGGGCUGGAGAAGGUACCAGCACUGGGGACAUGCCUCACCCCCCACGCAAGAAGAGGGCACGUGUUGACCCAACUGUGGAGUGUGAGGAGACUUUCAUUAACAGAGUAGAGGUGAAGGUAAAAAUUCCUGAAGAGUUAAAACCAUGGCUGGUAGAUGACUGGGACCUGAUUACUAGACAGAAGCAGCUCUUCCACUUGCCUGCAAAAAAGAAUGUGGAUGCUAUCCUGGAGGACUAUGCAAAUUACAAGAAAUCAAGGGGCAACUGUGAUAACAAAGAAUAUGCAGUGAAUGAGGUCGUCGCUGGAAUCCGUGAGUACUUCAACGUCAUGUUGGGCACACAGCUUCUCUACAAGUUUGAGAGGCCGCAGUAUGCAGAGAUCUUGGCUAAUCAUCCAGACACAUGUAUUUCUCAGAUCUAUGGGGCACCACACCUACUAAGGCUUUUUGUGAAAAUUGGAGCAAUGCUGGCCUACACACCUCUGGAUGAGAAGAGUCUAGCCCUACUUCUCAGCUACCUGCAGGAUUUUUUAAAGUAUUUGGUGAAGAAUUCAUCUUCUCUGUUCAGCGCAAUUGACUAUGAGGUUGCACCUCCAGAAUAUCACCGCAAAGCUGUCUGAGGGCAAAGCCAAUGAGGAUUCAUCAGUCCUGUGGAAGAUUUUUAGUGCACACAACAUCAGUCAAUAAAAAGCAGGUUCAUCAUUUGGUUAUCUGUAAACUAAGGAUAAUGUCUAUUUAUCUGGUAUUCCAGAUAAUCUGCUGGGAUUCUGGAUUAAUUCUAAAUCUUUUUGGAAAGCUGCUGGUAAUUGUUCCCACAUUAUUGAGGCAUAUUUUUGGUUUAUGUAAUAUUGAUAAACAGAACCUAGUCAUAUAUUGUUGAAAUGUUGCAUCACUUGUGUUUUGGUUACCCUUUUUCUUUUUUACAUGUCUGUCAAUAAACUCUCCUCGGUUAUGA
Messenger RNA from Myxocyprinus asiaticus (Chinese sucker), 1444 nucleotides. It is a transcript of the gene morf4l1, whose product is annotated as mortality factor 4 like 1. The transcript has 12 exons. Gene Ontology annotation, cellular component: NuA4 histone acetyltransferase complex; nucleus. NCBI's taxonomy places the organism in Eukaryota, Metazoa, Chordata, Actinopteri, Cypriniformes, Catostomidae. The coding region runs from base 138 to 1109 and encodes 323 amino acids. Gene Ontology annotation, biological process: chromatin organization; regulation of DNA-templated transcription. The record is from RefSeq and is a predicted model, not a curated record.